Molecule: messenger RNA, 1455 nt
Organism: Acaulospora morrowiae
Lineage: Eukaryota; Fungi; Glomeromycota; Glomeromycetes; Diversisporales; Acaulosporaceae
Source: the annotation of a GenBank genome assembly
AUGCGGAAAGAAUUCUACACCACUUUGUCACAAGACUUUUCUCAACUUCUCGAGGAUUCCGAUGACUAUAACGUUAAUAUUAAAGUUGGGGAAAAUGUCAAUACUCGAAAUUUUCUUGCUCAUUCCGCGAUAUUAAGGGCACGUUCGCCUUACUUCAAAAGAGCGCUUUCUGAUCGAUGGACCGUCAAGAAAGAUGGGAUAAUUUCAUUUACUAAAUCGAACAUUUCCCCGUCCGUUUUUUCUUUAAUUCUUAAGUAUAUCUAUUCCGGAAUUCUCGACCUAACGGAAAUCCCUGGAACUGAUUGCCUUAACCUUCUGGUCGCAUCAGAUGAAUUACUUCUCGGGGAAUUAAUCGAACAUAUUCAGGAUCACUUUAUCGAACGAGAUACAACCUGGACCAUGCAAAACUUCUCCAUGGUUUUACGCACCGCGACUCAAAUUCCCAGUUGCAAAAAACUUCAAGAUUAUUGUUUCGAAUCUAUUUGCAAUGAUCCUGAACCUUUUUUCACCUCGGAUGAUUUCCUAUCAUUGGAUAUGGAUAUCUUGUUGGAUUUGAUCAAAUGCGAUAACCUAGAGAUCAAGGAAGCAGACAUCUGGGAAUUCCUUAUUAAAUGGGCGAUCAAUCAUACUCAAGGGAUAAGAGAAAUGAAACCCACGGAUGUGAAAAAGUUCUCCGAAAAUAAUUUUCGGGACCUGAAGAAAACGGUGGAACCAUUUAUUCCGUAUGUUAGAUUCUACGAUAUCUCUUUAAAAGAAUUUUACUAUAAGGUUCGCCCAUAUCAGCAAGUCAUACCGGAACCACUCCUCGAAGAUCUCAUGUCCGUUCUGAUGGCUGACACUGAGCCAAAACUGAAAAAUCUGCCCGCUCGUGCGGGAAAUCUCAUAAAAGGAUCCAAUAUUAUUACUGGAAAACAUGCGUGCAUCAUUUCUAACUGGAUUGAUAAAAAGGAUGCUUUGAGUACAUCAGAGAAACAUCAGUUACAAUUUAAUCUACUUUAUCGCGGAACUAGUGAUGGAUUUAAUGCUGCUUCAUUUCACGAGAAAGUUGACAACAGAGGAAAGGCACUUGUGGUCAUUAAAUUAAAGGAUUCCGAGAAAAUAAUUGGCGGAUUUAAUGCAAGUGGGUGGUACGGAAGCAGAAAUACGAUUAUGUACGGAAGAACGCGGAGACUGAACGAUUAUGGUUCUUGGCUCAGCAAUUCUGACCAUUUCAUAUUUUCGUUCGCGAAUAGAAAUGACUAUAAAACUAGGAAAAUCGGUCGGUCUGAUGAUGCCUAUGGUGUAUACGAUACUAGUAACAAGAUGUUACAAUUCGGAUGCGGUGAUUUAAUGCUUGAUAAUGGACAAUACGGAACGUGUAAGAAAAAUAAUUACGACCAUAACAUUUUGGAUACUGAAAAUUUCGUCGCUGAAGAAUUGGAAGUGUUUGAAGUGAUAUCCCCAAUGAUAGUGUAA